Lachancea nothofagi CBS 11611 is the source of this 936-nucleotide messenger RNA. NCBI's taxonomy places the organism in Eukaryota, Fungi, Ascomycota, Saccharomycetes, Saccharomycetales, Saccharomycetaceae. The record is from the annotation of a GenBank genome assembly.
AUGGGAGGAGUCCGUGAAAAGAAAGCUGAAUACUUUACCAAGCUCAGAGAGUACCUCGAGGAAUACAAGUCUGUGUUCGUCGUUGGUGUCGACAAUGUCUCUUCUCAGCAAAUGCACGAGGUCAGAAAGACCUUGAGAGAACGCGCCGUCGUCCUCAUGGGUAAGAACACCAUGGUCAGACGUGCCAUCAGAGGUUUCUUGGCCGACUUGCCAGACUACGAGAAGUUGUUGCCUUUCGUCAGAGGUAACGUUGGUUUCAUUUUCACCAACGACUCGCUUUCCGACAUCAAGGAAGUCAUUGUCUCCAACAGAGUUGCUGCCCCAGCCAAGGCCGGUGGUGUCGCUCCAGAGGACAUCUGGGUCAGAGCCGUCAACACCGGUAUGGAACCAGGUAAAACCUCUUUCUUCCAAGCUCUUGGUGUCCCAACCAAGAUUGCCAGAGGUACCAUUGAGAUUGUCUCCGAUGUCAAGGUCGUUGAGGCCGGUAAGAAGGUCGGUGCUUCCGAAGCUUCUUUGUUGAACUUGUUGGAAAUCUCUCCAUUCACUUUCGGUUUGACCGUCGUGCAAGUCUACGACAACGGUCAGGUGUUCCCAUCUACCAUCUUGGACAUCACUGACGAAGAGCUUGUUUCCCACUUCGUCUCUGCCGUCAGCACCAUUGCUUGUGUCUCUUUGGCCAUUGGUUACCCAACCUUGCCAUCUGUCGGCCACUCUGUUGUCAACAACUACAAGAACUUGUUGGCCGUCGCCAUUGCCUCUAACUACAUCUACCCAGAGAUUGAGGAAUUGUCUGACAGAAUUGAGAACCCUGACAAGUACGCUUCUGCUGCUCCUGUCGCCGCUGCCUCCACUUCUGACGCCCCAGCUGAAGAAGCUGCUGAGGAAGAAAACGAGGAGUCUGAAGACGACGACAUGGGAUUCGGUUUGUUUGAUUAA